Pararge aegeria (speckled wood butterfly) is the source of this 3787-nucleotide messenger RNA. It is a transcript of the gene Akt, whose product is annotated as RAC serine/threonine-protein kinase. The record is from RefSeq and is a predicted model, not a curated record. Gene Ontology annotation, molecular function: ATP binding; protein serine/threonine kinase activity. The transcript has 4 exons. Bases 291 to 1808 code for a protein of 505 amino acids. Gene Ontology annotation, biological process: protein phosphorylation. Lineage: Eukaryota; Metazoa; Arthropoda; Insecta; Lepidoptera; Nymphalidae.
UCUCUUUUUUUCUAAGCGCUAUUCUCACUAGCCACAUGAACGAGCGCUAGGUGUUUUGCUCCAAUUCGGGACUUUUAAAUCUAGUCACUUAACUGCCGCGAGGCUACGUCGCUAAUUCGUGUCGUUUGUUGAGCCUGAAAAAUCUUUUAGGCAGCGUAUUUAUCCGCUCCGCGAAGUGAAACAUGUGUAGUGCUUGCACAGGCAGCGCGAUCGGGCACAGGUGAAACACGGCGUGCGAGUAACGUGUACGCCGCAGCGGUGCCUGCUUGUUGCCAAACAGCGGGCGGGCCAUGGCGGAGGUGGAGGUGGCGCCCGGGGCCAUCGUGAAGCAGGGCUGGCUGCUGAAGCGCGGCGAGCACAUUCGUAACUGGCGCGACCGCUACUUCAUCCUGUUCGACAAUGGCGACCUGGUGGGCUUCAAGGCGCAGCCCGAGCGCAACAACUACCGCGACCCGCUCAACAAGUUCACGGUGCGGGACUGCCAGAUCAUGGCGGUGGACAAGCCGCGGCCGCACGUGUUCACCAUUCGCGGCCUGCAGUGGACCACUGUCAUCGAGCGCAACUUCGCCGUGGACACGGAAAAGGAGCGGGAGGAGUGGGUGGCCGCCAUCCGCUACGUAUCGUCGCAGCUGAGCGGGGGCGGUGAGGGCGCGGGCGCGGUUGGCGCGCCGGAGACAGCGGGCGCGGCCUUUGCGGGCAUCGCUGACGUGGACGACCGCGACAUAGCGCAGCUAGGCACCAGCUUCCGCGACCCGCGGCGCAUCACGCUGGAGAAGUUCGAGUUCGUGAAGGUGCUGGGCAAGGGCACGUUCGGCAAGGUGGUGCUGAGCCGCGAGAAGGGCACGGGCAAGCUGUACGCCAUGAAGAUCCUCAAGAAGCACCUCAUCAUCCAGAAGGACGAGGUGGCGCACACCAUCACGGAGAACCACGUGCUGAAGAAGGCCAAGCACCCGUUCCUCACGGCGCUGCGCUACUCGUUCCAGACGGCCGACCGCGUGUGCUUCGUCAUGGAGUACGCCAACGGCGGCGAGCUGUUCUUCCACCUGUCGCGCGUGCGCAACUUCAGCGAGGAGCGCAUGCGCUUCUACGGCGCCGAGAUCGUGUCGGCGCUGGGCUACCUGCACGCGCAGGGCAUCAUCUACCGGGACGUCAAGCUCGAGAACCUGCUGCUCGACAAGGACGGCCACAUCAAGAUCACGGACUUCGGCCUGUGCAAGGUCAACAUCACGUACGGCCGCACCACCAAGACGUUCUGCGGCACGCCCGAGUACCUGGCGCCCGAGGUGCUGGAGGACACGGACUACGGGCCGGCCGUGGACUGGUGGGGCACGGGCGUGGUGCUGUACGAGAUGGUGUGCGGGCGCCUGCCCUUCUACAACCGCGACCACGACAAGCUGUUCGAGCUCAUCGUGGAGGAGGAGGUGCGCUUCCCGCGCGCGCUGUCGGCGCCGUGCCGCGCGCUGCUGGCGGCGCUGCUGUGCAAGGAGCCGGCGCGCCGCCUGGGCGCGGGGCCCGACGACGCGCUGGAGAUCAUGCAGCACGCCUUCUUCGCCGCCGUCUGCUGGGCCGACCUGCUGGCCAAGAAGGUGGCGCCGCCCUUCAAGCCGCAGGUGGACUCCGACACCGACACGCGCUACUUCGACUCCGAGUUCACGGGCGAGUCGGUGGAGCUCACGCCGCCCGACAGCGACGCGGGCCUGGCCCGCAUCCAGGAGGAGCACUUCCCGCAGUUCAGCUACCAGGACAUCUGCUCGUCGGCGCACUCGGCGCUGUCGCACCUGUCGCAGGGCGCCGACCGCCGCCACUAGCGGCUCCCCGCGCCGCCGCCGCCGCAGCACUCGAAGGGUCAAUUCUAUGCAUUUUGAAUCCAAGUAGACUGAUAUCCCGGUAAUGUUUGAAUAAAUUUACGUGGUUAUUUCUGUAAACUGUGGAGACGUUCUCUUAAAAUUAAUUAACCUCAUUUCACCCAAAAAGAGAAUGCGCAAAGUCGGCCGGUUUCCCAUAAAGCCUUAUUGUGAGCGGUUGUGAGCUGUUGUGUGCAUUUUCGCCGGCGACUUGCGCGACACUUUACUGGCUCUGUGAUCACAUUAUUACCAUUUUUUAAGUUUGUGUAUUUCCGCCGGCACACACUAGUAAGGCGCGUUUGCGUUUCGGCUGCGAUAGCUUAUCCCAUAAUGUUUUAAAGCUGGCUAAACAGCGACGAGGUUCGUACAAGGAAUGCUGACAAAAGUGCAAAAAGAAAUACAGUUGCAGAUUAAUUGUUAGAAGCGCCCGGGCGUUCUGUCUGUGGCGAGCCUCGCAGCUUCGACUCGCGACGUCAGUAGACACGGCGACUGCGAGCUCGUAAAUACCGGCCACGUGAAUGAAAAGUACAUUUAUUAACUUAAUGGGGUAAUAGUCAUAAGUUUUUGAAGGAAUCUUUAAUAAAAUCUAUGCUCUAUCAAUCGCGCUUCACGAACUAUGGCGAGACAAGCAACCGCGUUCAGAGAAUUUGAAACGAGAUAGCAAUAGUACUCCAUCAUUGGUCGAAGCGCGAUAGCAAUUUUACGAAUGAAUGAAUUGAGUUUCCUUUGGAUCAAAUCAAAUCAAAAAUACUUUAUUGCACACAAGAAAAAAAAAAUAAACGAGAAAAACAACAAAGGUACAAUUAAAUUUGUGUAACAAAGGCGGCCUUCUCACUCAUAGUGAUUUCUUCCAGGCAACCAUUAUGAGGAAUUGGCUCACAUAUGAAUAGAUGGAUGGAUGCGAGUGUUUCUUAAGCCAGCAGUCACAUAACAACCUAUGCCUCUAGGCAAUGGAUUUUAGUACAUUACAACUCUCCUAAUAGAUGUCAAUGUAAUGGUGAUAUUGACAUUUUUAAGGCUUUCAGAUAAUUAUGUUGUGUUAUGGCGUUGGUUUUUCUUGAUUUUGAUUAAUUAAGUGCAACUUAUGCAACAAAUGGGCUUUAUUUGCGUGAAGAUUGAGAGUGAAAUUUCAAGGACGUCACGCUUAGGCUAACAUGAGGGAGAAGAAAAAGUAGGGGAAAGGGAGCUACAUUGUAUAUAAUACAUCAAAUAAACGAGUUGUAGCGUCAGACGUCUUAUGAACGAAUUUAAUAUCGCAUAAGCUGGUGUAUAGACAAAGAUGUGUGAAAUGUAAUGGUAACAAUGAUUUCGAUUACAGUUUAUAUAAGAAGUGUCUUUUUUCAGUACGAUUCACAUACGCCUUUCAUUGAGGAUCGAACGUGCAUAUUCCAGAUAACGCCUCAUAGGAGAACAAGACGCCAUUUUGAUAUAAUAGCUUUUUGGUGACACCUUCGAUGACCGGGUCAGGUAGCUUAACAUCUUCGAAGCCACAAUUUUAUUAGAAGGCUGGCUUUUGUUGGAAUACGUUUGCUGAAUGUAUAGAAUUGAUUCAUGUAUGGAGGAUUGGCACGUACACGUACGCGGUAACGUUUAGAACGUAUGUUCGUUAGUUUUCCCUUUUGUCGCGCGGCAAAGAUACAACGGACCCGUGUGAUUUUUUGCAUCGUCAUCAUCACAGCGGUGAGGUUUCUGCGGGUAAUGUACAUAACACUAGGGUGUGCCGCCACCCCGUGCCCGGCUGGCGCCAGCCACCCCGUGCCCGGCGGUUGUAGACUCGCCCCCGUCAUAUUAUAAUAUUAUAUUUUGUGUAUGUUAAAUAUAUAACUGUAACGGAUGUAAUUGGCGAGUGCUCGACGGUCGCUUCGUCGGGGCGGCGGAGCUCGUGUUCGCGCGCCCCACCAUAUAUUAUUUUCUUUUUGUAUAUAUUAAAGAUAGGAUUCAAA